Closterium sp. NIES-65 is the source of this 2307-nucleotide messenger RNA. The record is from the annotation of a GenBank genome assembly. NCBI's taxonomy places the organism in Eukaryota, Viridiplantae, Streptophyta, Zygnematophyceae, Desmidiales, Closteriaceae.
AUGGUUUCAUACUGUCGCACUGUCGUCCCUUCCGCUAUUCCCUCCCGCUCCUUCUCCCCAUUCCGCCUGGAUCCUCCUCUCUUCCCCCACAUCUGCUCCCCCGCUCUGCUCCCCACCCCUCCCCGCCCCCUCACCGUGGGGCGCAAGCGCGCAGCCUUUCCCCGUCCCCUCACCAUGGGGCGCAAGCGUGCAGCCCUCCCCCGCCUGCUCUCCCCCAGCACUUCCCCCUUGGGCUUUGGGGGCGGAGGGGAUGGCUCCAGCGCAACUCUCAAGAUAACUCCCGUUGGCCUCAUUGUCCCCCUCCCCUUCUUCCUCCCUUUUCCCCCUCCCCUUUUUCUUCCUUCCCCGUCCCCUGACCAUGGGCGCAAGCGCGCAGCCCUCCCCCGCCUGCUCUCCCCCAGCGGUUCCCCCUUGGGCUUUGGGGGCGGGGUGGAUGGCUCCAGCGCAACUCUCAAGAUAACCCCCCUUGGCCUCACAGCUCCCCUCCCUCCCCUGCUCCCCCUCCCUGUUCCCCCUCCCUGUUCCCGUCCUCUUUUCCCCUCCUUGAUCCCCCUCCCCUCUCCUACUUCCCUCUCCCCCCUCCCCUUUCCCCCCCCCCCCCAGCCCCGUCCCCUGACAAUGGGGCGCAAGCGUGCAGCCCUCCCCCGCCUGCUCUCCCCCAGCACCUCCCCCUUGGGCUUUGGUGGGGGAGUGGAUGGCUCCAACGCAACUUUCAAGAUAGCCCUUCUUGGGCUCGCUGCCUGCCUUUUCUGCCUGCUCAUCCUCGUUAUAGUCGUCCUCUUUGCCCUGCUCAUCAGCAUGCGGUGGUCGUCUGCUGACGUGGCUGCAAGCCUGGCAGCACGAGAGUCACUCACUGCUGAGUCGCUGAGAGGGAGGAAGGCGCAUCCCGGCAUGGUGAUGAAUCAGCAAGGCAUGGUGCCCAAUACCACCGCUGCUGCAGGCAGUAGCAGCUCCCAAGAUCCAAUAAAAAGGUCUUAUAGCGAGGAUGGUAACAACGAGAAUAAGGACCCAGCUGGUGCUGACGAGGAUGAGGAUGAUGAUGAUGACGUGUCGGGCGGCGGGCUGUCGAGCCGGCGGAAGGAAGGUGCACGGAAGCUUCAGCAGUGGAGGGAGUUUUUCAGAGGGGUGGUUCUGGUGCUGCACUUUAGCAGAUGGGAUGGGGAGAUGAGUGUUGGGGGCGAGGAGAUGUAUGUGUGUGAAAUGCCAGUGACUGCAGGCCAGCCAGUGCGGGCAUGGCAGACGCUGGAGUUCUGGCGCCACGUGUACGGCCGCGUCUUUGACAAUAUGGUGACAGUGUCAACUGAAGCCAUCCCCGAGCUGGGGGUUAUUGCGGCAACACCCUCCCCUGCAACCAACACCGAUGCCUCUCUCUCCUACACGGCUCUCCCCACCAUCAUGGAGCAGCACGCCUCAGCCUCGGGCUUCCUCUGGCUGGACGACGAUGCAGUCUUGAACUACUGGGCCCUGGCUGAUGCCCCUCUUGAUAAGAACAAAAUCUGGUACCUAAACUCUUCCAACCCAAGCCAUCUCCUCACCCUCCCCCUCGACCAGCCGCCCUCCGCACCCAUCCACACCGCACUGGACCCCGCGGAUCUCCCCACACACAUCUCCACAUCGCUCUCGCACCUCUCUGAAUCCCUCCGAGCCCAGCUGGACCGCUCUCUUUGGCCGCGCCACCUCUCCUUCCCCCUCGCCGCCUCCGCCUCAUCGGCCUUCUUCAUCCCACAAAGGCUGGUCGACUCUGCUGCUCUGCACGUCAUCCCUGUAUUCGCUGCCGAGGCCAUACCUGCACAGGUCGCCUUCCCCUCGUCGGCCGUCUUAAUCCCACAAAGGCUGGUCGACUCUGCUGCUCUGCACGUCAUCCCUGCAUUCGCUGCCGAGGCAAGGCAGUACCCGCACAGGCGUGUGCUUGAGUGCGUGCUCUCGUGGGUGAAGCAGACACACUCUGCUGCUCUGCACGUCAUCCCCGUGUUUGCCUUUAUAGCCAUACCCGCACAGGUGGCCAUUCCCCUUAUCCUCUUCACACUCAAACAUCCAAAUCAGUGCAUUUCCCCAACCGUGCCCCUCACCACACCCCUGCUCUCCCCACACCCCUGCUCUCCCCACACCCCUGCUCUCCCCUCCUCCCUCAGGUGGCCACUCCCCUUAUCCUCUUCACACUCCAACAUCCAAAACAGUAUGACCCUCGAGAAACGAUGGACUCAACUAUUGUCGCAUCCCUCCUCCCGCCUUGUGGCCCCCCGCACCCCCUAUUUCCUCCUCCCUAUCCCCUUGCGGGGGAGCAGAGUCCACAAGGCGGGAGAAUAG